AAGCAUCAUGGCGGAGCCAAUUGCAAACCUCCGCUGAGCGAAGCGGUAGUGUCCCCUUCGAUUUGUUAAAAGUACACCAACAAGUAAAGGAAAACGAUCGAGUAAGAUUUUUGCAUCUAGAUCUACGGAUCCUUCAUUCUGUGAGUGAACUACUGCGGAACGAUGCAUCGGAUGCGUUGCAUAUGACGAACCGAGACUAGCUGUGGAUUCGUACAGAGAAACACUGAACCGCCUCAUAAUGCUCUCUUUUUUCCUGCGCGGAAUCCACUGCAGCGACAAACUGCUGGGAUCCUCGGUGCAGCGCUCGCUCUCACUUCCCCGGAAAGCGCUGCUAAGGACUUGGGCGCGCUUCGGGCUCGGACAAGGGCAUGCCCUGCGUCCUGGAGCCGUCCGUGAGGUUGAGAGCGUAAAGCGAAACCUCUGGACUCCGCAGGGGGCCCUGAGAGCCGGGAAGCCGGAGAACAGUGCACAGGUGUCCGUGCAAAGAAGCCCCAAAGGAGGUGCAUCUCUGUCGGCUGCUCAGAAAGUAAAAGAAGCUGGAAGAGAUUUCACCUACUUAAUUAUAGUGGUGGUCGGAAUUGGUGUCACAGGUGGCUUAUUCUAUGUGAUUUUUAAGGAGCUGUUCUCUUCCUCCAGUCCCAGUAAGAUCUAUGGAGAUGCCUUAGAGAAAUGUAGAGCUCACCCUGAGGUAAUAGGUGUUUUUGGUGAACCCAUCAAAGGGUAUGGUGAAGCCACUCGUCGUGGGAGAAGACAACUUGUCAGCCAUAUUGAAUAUGUAAAAGAUGGACUGAAAUACAUGCGCCUAAAGUUCUACAUUGAAGGCUUGGAAAAAGGAAAACAAGGGACUGUACAUCUGGAAGUGAAAGAGAAUCCUGAAAGUGGAAAAUAUGAAUAUCGCUAUAUAUUUGUGGAUUUGGAUGUCUACCCUAGAAGAACCAUAAUAAUUGAAGAUAAUAGAUAGGAAAAGAAUGGCAGAAGCUUUCCAGGCUGAGAUACUUGUUCAUGGUACAGGAGUUUACAAAAAUGGGAUAAAUGCAGGAGAAGUUGAUUGAAAGGUCAUUUUGCCUUUCAUAAAAUGUCCAUGUAAUUCUAGUCCGUGUGCAUGUAAUGCUGGAUAAAUACUGGAAGUAGAGAAUCAUGGUCUUAACAGAAAAUACAAAUUGAAUUGAUGCUUGUUAAUAUAAAUUGUAAGUAAGUUUUGGCAACAACAAAGAUGUGAUUCAUGAAAGACUGUAUCAGUAAAUUGCAGUCUUUUACAUGCAGAGAGUUUUUUUCGAAUUUUAUGAUGAAUUUCACUGAUUGAAUUGGAUUUCCAAGUGGUGCUACAAUAAAGACAUACAAAAUGUG
Messenger RNA from Varanus komodoensis (Komodo dragon), 1347 nucleotides. It is a transcript of the gene TIMM21, whose product is annotated as translocase of inner mitochondrial membrane 21. Lineage: Eukaryota; Metazoa; Chordata; Lepidosauria; Squamata; Varanidae. The transcript has 6 exons. Bases 239 to 961 code for a protein of 240 amino acids. The record is from RefSeq and is a predicted model, not a curated record. Gene Ontology annotation, cellular component: TIM23 mitochondrial import inner membrane translocase complex. Gene Ontology annotation, biological process: protein import into mitochondrial matrix.